Messenger RNA from Haliaeetus leucocephalus (bald eagle), 585 nucleotides. It is a transcript of the gene SFTPA, whose product is annotated as surfactant protein A1. The transcript is spliced from 3 exons. The record is from RefSeq and is a predicted model, not a curated record. NCBI's taxonomy places the organism in Eukaryota, Metazoa, Chordata, Aves, Accipitriformes, Accipitridae. Bases 1 to 585 code for a protein of 194 amino acids.
AUGUUGUCUUACGCAUUCUACAUGCUCACAGCAGUAGCUGCUUUGCUAGUGACUUGCCAUGCACUGUGUAAAUGUCCAGGACCUGGACUGUCUGUGAGAGAUGGUCUGAAAGGAUGGCCACAUCCACCACGUCCAUCUGAUUUUCAGGACACCGAAUUCUAUGACGUUUUAGUAAAUUUGAAACACCGACUUUCCAGACUUGAAGGCGUGCUUGCUUUGAAAGAGAAAAUAAGAGAAGUAGGAGAGAAAAUGCUUGUCAGCAAUGGGAAGCGAGUUGAUUUUGCAUCUGCACUACAAUCCUGUGAAGAGGCUGGAGGAACUCUUGCAACUCCCACAAAUGAGGAGGAGAAUAAAGCUAUUUUGGGUAUUGUGAAACAGUAUAACCAAUAUGCUUACUUGGGCAUUAAAGAGGGUGAGAUUUCAGGUCAAUUUAAGCAUAUAAAUGGCAUGCCUCUGAAUUAUACCAAUUGGCACCAAUAUGAGCCUAAUGGCGAAGGGAGAGAAAAAUGCGUGGAGAUGUACACUGAUGGGAGCUGGAAUGACAAAAAAUGCAACCAGUAUCGCCUCACAAUCUGUGAAUUUUGA